Molecule: messenger RNA, 1608 nt
Organism: Canariomyces notabilis
Lineage: Eukaryota; Fungi; Ascomycota; Sordariomycetes; Sordariales; Chaetomiaceae
Product: zf-C2HC5-domain-containing protein
Exons: 1
Coding region: 1-1608 (535 amino acids)
Biological process (GO): positive regulation of DNA-templated transcription
Cellular component (GO): nucleus
Molecular function (GO): zinc ion binding; transcription coactivator activity
Source: RefSeq, a predicted model, not a curated record
AUGUCGAAGCAACAGCUCUUCCAAAUCCUCCCGUUGCCCGACGAGGACUUGCAACAGGUGCUUGACUAUGCCUCGACGCUGUCCAAGGCCGAAGCAGCCGCCCAUUUCAGCAACCUGCUAGGGGACUCGCCCCAAGUCAUCGACUUCAUCUCCACCUUCAACUCGCGCCGCGCCGACCCAAAACACCCGCCCACCACCGCGCCGAGCUCAGGCCAGAGUUCCGAGAUUGAAGGCGUCACGAAGCACCGCCGCGCCGCGAAAAAGAACAAGGCGUCGCUGCACACCCCGCCGCCGCGACAAGUCGCCUCGUUUGCGCUCGCCCCGGGGACCGUCUACAACAAGAAAGACCAGCAGGAAGACUACGUGUCGGGAAGAGCAGGGUCAUCGACACACUCGAACGGCACCGGCAGCCAGAACAAACCGCCUCCAACAGUUACAAAAUCUGCUACGCCCCCUCCACCCUCCUCCAAACCCCCGCCCUCCGCCGCGGGGACGCUGGUCUCUGACCUCGGCCUGCCCAAGGCCAAACCCAAAUCCACCCCGGUCUCCCGCACCUCCACACCCGGCCCAUCGUUCUCCGCACGGAACAAUGCCCCCCACAACACCGCCGCGGCGAAAGUCUCCAUCACGGGCGGCACACCGAUGCACGGCUCCUCCACCGCGCUCGCCGACCUAGACCAAGCGAUCCGUGCCCUCGAGAUCAGCACCAACCCGUCGCUCGCAGCCAACAACAACCCCGCCGCGCGCCGCUGCAACUGUGUCGCAACCCGACACCCUUUGCUCGCGGCCGCACCGAACUGCCUGCAAUGCGGCAAAGUGAUUUGCGUCAAGGAAGGCCUCGGCCCCUGCACCUUCUGCGGCACCCCGUUGUUGACCCCCGCGGAAGUGCAGGGUAUGAUCCGCGAGUUGAAGGCGGAGAGGGGAAGAGAGAAGAUGGCGGCUGAUCGGGAGGCGCAUAAAAGAGUAGAUGGAAGUGGGGGUGGGGGAGGGAGAAAUUAUGCGGCGAAGCCCGAUCCUAGUCUUGCUGAGGCUAUGGCCAUGCAGCAUCGUGACAGGCUGCUUGCGUUUCAGGCGCAGAAUGCUAAGCGGACGGUGGUCAGGGAUGAGGCGGCUGAUUUUGAUGUUUCGUUGACCGGUGGGAGUAUGUGGGCUACACCGGAGCAGAGGGCGCUUGCGCUGAAGAAGCAGCAGAGGUUAUUGAGGGAGAUGGAGUGGAAUGCUAAGCCGGAGUAUGAGAAGCGGCAGCAGGUGGUUAGUAUUGAUCUGAGUGGGAGGAAGGUCCUGAAGAAGACGGUCAAGGUGGAGCGGCCGUCGACGCCGGAUGAUGACUCUGAUGAUGCUGGAGGUGGGGAGGGAUCUGCCUUGGCGGAGACGGAUGGGAAUAGGAGGCCUGGUCAGGGCGCGUUUAGCAGGAAUCCACUGCUGGGGAAUCUGGUCAGGCCGGUGUAUGAUCCAGAAGGGAAAGGGGUUGAACUGCAGGGUCGAAAGGACAGGGGUCCAACUUGGCGAAAGGUGCAGGACGACUUGGACGAUAACCAGGAUGUGAUCCUCGACGGCGGCAUCUACGGGGGGAAGGCGACGACAGGUGACGAGCCUGGGUGUGGAUGA